CCGAAAUUAGUUGCCCAAAAUUACUAUUUAAAGAGAGACAACGAUCCAUAAAGAACAUACAACUGUGUGAAAUGUCUGCGAAGGAGAUGAAACUUUUUGGAUGGCUGCUGCAGCUGAUGUGCCUGUGGGCCAGCGCCAAAGCCACUUGCAAUGUAUGCAAUGCCGUCAACAGCAUGGCCUGCUACUCGCUCAACCAGACGCAGGCCUGCGAUGCAAGUGGCCUGCCCACGCGCAUACCCUAUAGCUGUCCCGACGGCUAUGUGUGUGUGAGCAGCGCAGCAGGCGUGCGCUGCCAGCCCAGCAGCAGUGGAACGGGCGCCUGCCAGGACUGCAACAAGUGUGACUUCACCAGGACCUUUGCCUGCACGGGAACGAACACCUUUGCGCUCUGCCUGGGCACGGAUGCGCCGCAGAACUCCGUGGGCACCUGUGCUGCGGGCUAUGUGUGCAACAAUCGUGAUGAGCGGAUUUGCGGGCUGGACACGCAGGUGGUGCCCACCUGUUCCUAUGCAGAUGAGACGACAACAACAACAACGGCAACAACUGCAACAACGGCAACAACUGCGACAACUGCAACAACGGCAACAACUGCAACAACUGCGAUUACGGCAACAACUGCAACAACGGCAGCAACAACCACCACGGCAGCCACGCCCUCGACUAGCGAUGCCAGCGCCUACUGCGCUGCUGUCCAGGCCCAGGGCAACUAUGCGGUGGGAAACUAUACGGCAACGACUUGCCGUCAGUAUAUCAAAUGCUUCCUGCUGAAUGGCAGCUGGCGUGGUCAAGCAUAUACGUGUCCGGGCAGCACAUACUUCAGUCCCAGCAGCAGGCUGUGCGUCACCACGGUGCCCGCCACGUGCUACACGCCGCUGAGCACCACGACAACCACCACGGUGGCGCCCACCACCAGCAAUCCGAAUGCAUAUUGCGCCAAGAUGCAGGCCGAGGAUUACUAUCCGGUGGGCACCACGGCCAGCACGACUUGUCGUCAGUAUAUUUACUGCUUUGAGCUGAACGGCAGCUGGAAGGGUAAGCUGUACACCUGUCCGGGCAGCACCUACUACAACAGCUCCAGCAAGACGUGCGUCACAGCGCUGCCCGCCACCUGCACGAGUGCUGUGGCCAGCCUGAGCCUCAACGGCGUGGAUCUGGAGUGACAGUUGCAACUAUCUAUUAUGAUUAUAAGUCUAUUAUUAUUAUUAAACGUCAUAUUGUAUCAAUCAAGCUGUGCAGUUGGCGGGCAACAGGUAGGAACAGCGUUCUUUUUCCGCCUCGAAAUAGGAGCUCGCCGUGCAAUCGUAUUCCACGGCUAUAAUCUUGCCACUCGUGGCAAAGUAGCAACUGAUAUAGCUAUAAGAAAUAGAAUAUGCAUUAAUUAGAGCUUGAAA
Messenger RNA from Drosophila virilis, 1391 nucleotides. RefSeq lists its product as uncharacterized. Lineage: Eukaryota; Metazoa; Arthropoda; Insecta; Diptera; Drosophilidae. The record is from RefSeq and is a predicted model, not a curated record. Gene Ontology annotation, cellular component: extracellular region. Gene Ontology annotation, molecular function: chitin binding.